AUGCGACUUAGCAUUUUCGCCCUGUUUUGUUUCUUUUCAUUGUCAGUACUUGCCACUGACCCUACGAUUGAUACCCUCUUUGUGAUCAAGGACACGGAUACACACGGCGGUUGCAGACAACGCCGGCAAGCCCUCGAAAACUACCUAUCCGAGUCUAGGGCAUUAGUAGCAGCCGGCCUGCAGGCAAUUGAACAUGCGAAAGAUUCUUCCGCGAGGGAGUCUGUCGUUGCCAAGCGGUACCUAUAUACGUACUUUAGGGCGGCUGAUGACGCAUCGAUUAAUUUUGUGGAGAGCUUCUUGAUAUCAGUUCGAGAUUUCUUAUCUGGCGACAGUGAUGCCAGAGUUCCAAACACUCCACACCUAUAUUGCGACGAUACAUGGCUUGUGAAGUUGGAACCCACUGAUAUAGCCUGGGAUCGCGAAAAGAAUGACGUGUAUACGAUCGGCAAAGAUGGUGUUUUCCAACCAGUGCCGAUUGAUCAAAUCGAGAUUUACAGAAAGAAUCUCUGGGUGCUAGACGAGAAAGGCAACUGGGAGAGAACUGGAAGAGUACCCUACUGGUCGGAUGACCUGUCUCAAUACGUCUUCGAUAUUAGCUACAGAAAAGGUAAGACUUUCUGUACUGAUUCGGGGGGUAACCUUGGUGUGACCCAGGAUCAGACAAUACCAAGUACCGUCACACUGUGUCCCAGAUCCUUCAAAUCUAAAGUCAAACUUGCAAAGCUUGGGAACACAGCCCCUAAGGCAAGAAUGGCGCUCGCCAAUGUUCUUCCACAGUCCAUGACGUUCUAUCACGAACUGUACCAUGUGGCCAUAGGAAAUCAACAGACACCCGAUUUGAGCUGUGAGUUUUCCACGAAAGAGCGCAGGUUGUCUUUUAUCCGUGCAUUUUCUAACGGCCCCAAAGAUCAAUGGACAGAAUCUCAAGAUUGGCUCCAGGGCAAGCUGCCGACUGCUGUGUCUGUGCCCUACGACAAAGACCACGAGCACCUUAUUCGACGUAACCCUGAAUCAUACUUAUGGUUCACUGUGGGUUAUUGGUAUUUCCUGCAGACUCAGUGGUCCGGAUCGUCUGAUAACAGAUGGAGUUUCGAUACUGGGGUUGCUCAAUUGAUCUCGAUUUAG
This is a messenger RNA of Penicillium oxalicum, 1125 nucleotides long. RefSeq lists its product as uncharacterized. The record is from RefSeq and is a predicted model, not a curated record. The transcript has 2 exons. Bases 1 to 1125 code for a protein of 374 amino acids. Lineage: Eukaryota; Fungi; Ascomycota; Eurotiomycetes; Eurotiales; Aspergillaceae.